GUCGCACGUUUCGUACAUAACGAGUUCGUAUUGGCAGCUUUACUUCCACCACACACCGUCUUCGCUGCGAUUAGCGAACAUUUUCGCACGUUCUAGAAAGGCCGCAAGUGUUUUUGGCGAUUGCCGCGUACCGUCCAAUCCCAGUGGUGACUCUGCGACCUCUCUUCUUCGGUGGACUUGCGUCACCUACGGUGGACCGCAACAAAAAAGCAUGUGGGCUGCUAGGACACUCCUCUGUACCGCGAGACUUGCAUCUUCGGGACCACCGAAGAAAGCCGCAAUAUGUUGGCAGUCGUUGCAACGUCAGCAGAUGACUCGAGCGGCAAACUUUCACACGUCCCCGAGACGCUGUAUCCAUCCCAUAUUUCUCAUUGCUGCGAAGCAAAUCACCAAAGGACUGGCAAUAAUUACUGGGAGAGGAUUUCGUAAAUGGUGGAAGGCAUUGCCAGAAGACAAGAAGGCUUAUUUCAUUUCUGUUGCUGUCAAGAACAGAUGGAAGAUUGCAGGCUACUUCGGCGUUGCGUGGGGCAUUGGGGGAAUCUAUUACUUCAGCCACAUACAAGAAACGCCUAUCACACACAGACGUCGCUUUGUUGCCUUUACUCGUGACCAGUUUAGGAAGAUAUCAGACUUUGAGUUCGAAAUGCAAUACGAGGCCUUCAAACCCCACCUUCUGCCGGCAAUGCACCCGGUGUAUCACCGUGUUGUCCGAGUGGCCAAUCAGCUGCUGCACGGGAACCGAGACAUUCCUGAGAUUCACGAUGUCACAUGGUCAGUGUCAGUCAUUGACAGUCCCAUGAAGAAUGCCUUUGUGAUGCCUAACGGACAGAUUUUUGUGUUUGCCGGCAUGCUCGAGAUCUGCGGAAACGACCAACAGCUGGGAAACGUGCUUGCUCAUGAAAUGGCCCACUGUGUCUUGGGGCACGGUGCAGAGCAAGUGAGCUAUGCCCAUCUCAUCGAUUUCGCCUUGGUUGGCUUUCUGGCAGCUAUUUGGGCCAUCAUGCCAACUGAUGGCAUCGCUGUUGUAACGCACUGGUUUUUCGAAAAGGUUGUCAGCCUUCUGCUAAGGCUUCCUUACAGCAGAAAGCUCGAGCUCGAGGCCGAUGAAGUUGGUCUUCAGCUAGCCGCAAAGGCAUGCUUUGAUGUGCGGGAAGCUAGUGCAUUCUGGACAAAGAUGAGGCUCAUGGGAAAUGCCUUGGAUGACGUGGAAUUCAUUUCUACUCACCCUAGCCACGAACACCGUUCAGAGCACCUGGACAACCUCAUGAACAGUGCUAUUGAACUCAGGAAGCAAUGCCAUUGCCCAAGGUUGCCACCCCAGGAUCCCCGUGUGCUCAUGUCCAUGUUGAAGGAACAAGUCAAGCAAGAGACUCUUGCAAAGCAAGGAAUCGUUGUCUUGCAGCCGCCGCGCUGAAGUGCUAUGACAGUCCUGUUUUUUUUCGGGUACAUUUUCGUCUUCCUUCUGUUUUAUGGCAGAUUUUACACUUUUAUUCUCGAAGCCCCUACAGUCCUAAGUGCUAAUCUGAUUUUACUCUGCACCACCAGUUUUAGCUAUGCUAGUUUAGUCUAACUCGAAUGUUUACAUAGAGUAACACUUGAUUUGUGUACUCUUUCUGCCUCAUUUAGCUGCGGUGCGUGCCUGUCCAAGUUGCUGGCAUCAGUUAGACUGCUUCUUUUUUCUGUGGUUGAAGAUUAAGGGCUUAUGCUUUCACUGAACUCUUUUUUUUUUGUUUAUUUAUUGUAACUUUGAAGUGCACAAUGUAAAACUUUGCAAACACUUGUUUGGUUCUUAGCUUAGCUGCCUAGUAGUGGGACCAAUUGUAUGACACGCCUAGUAAUUACGCAAGUGGUUGCAAUAGUGACAGGGGAAAAGAAAUUUUGGAUACAGAUACUAAAAAAAAUGCCAUCAUUCAAUAAAA
Molecule: messenger RNA, 1919 nt
Organism: Rhipicephalus microplus (southern cattle tick)
Lineage: Eukaryota; Metazoa; Arthropoda; Arachnida; Ixodida; Ixodidae
Biological process (GO): proteolysis
Molecular function (GO): metalloendopeptidase activity; protein binding
Source: RefSeq, a predicted model, not a curated record